GAAAGCGAAAGGGGAGGAGUGGAGGAGAAAUUGUGCUGAGGGAGGGAUGCGGCCGUGCGUGCGGGACGGGAGAGGAGCGUGAUUGCAAUCACAGCAAAAAGAAGAAGAAAAAAAGUCCGACUGCCGAAGCUGGGGAGAGAGCGCACCGAGAAAGUCACGUGGGGAGCGGAUCCUUUCGCGAAGAAAAGCUGGAAAAGUGGGACUUCUUCUGCCGGGACUUUUAGCUGCUCUCCGCCCCGCAUUCCGCGGUGUUUUCAUGCGCACCCGUGGAGGGGAGGACGGAGAGACAAGUGAGGGUGAAGAGACAGAAGAAGAAGAAGAAGAGGUGAUCGGGCUUGAACGCCUCCCCUCUGCGCUCCGUGGAGGUCGGUCCACUCUCCCCUCCUGGCCCUGCAUGGACGGGGAUGGGGAGAGCCGGAUGCCGUUGCCGCGGGGCUGAGCGCCUGGCUUCCCCGUCUAUGGUGCGCCGUUUCCGGCCAUCGCUGCUGCUGCUGCUGCUGCUGCUGGUUCUGUCCUACGGAACUUACAUGGGUCACUGCCAGGUGGCAUCUCCUCAGUGUCGAAUCCAAAAGUGCACCACCGACUUUGUCUCCCUGACCUCCCACCUGACCCCUGCUGUGGAUGGCUUUCACACCGAGUUUUGCAAGGCUCUACGCGCUUACUCCGCCUGCACACAGAAGACAGCCAAGUCCUGCCGGGGCGACCUGGUCUUCCACUCGGCUGUGCUCGGCAUCUCGGACCUCAUGAGCCAGAGGAACUGCUCCAAAGACGGCCCCACUUCCACCUCUCACCCUGAGAUCCAUGCGGAGCCCUGCAACUACCACAGUCGCAGCCAGCAGGCGCACAUCCACUCCCACCUCCAUGCGCACACGCACUCCCACGCUCACAACAGCGGCCACUCUCGGCCCGGGUACCUGUUUUGUGGACUUUUUGGAGACCCACAUCUUAGAACAUUUAAGGACAGCUUCCAGACCUGUAAGGUUGAAGGGGCGUGGCCACUUAUUGACAAUGACUACCUUUCAGUGCAGGUCACUAAUGUGCCUGUGGUUCCUGGCUCAAGUGCCACAGCAACCAACAAGAUCACCAUCAUCUUUAAGCCUUACGAGGGCUGCACAGAUCAGAGGGUCUAUCAGGCGGUCACCGACAACCUCCCCGCAGCCUUUGACGAUGGGACUGUGAGCAGUGGAGACCCCAUCCACACCUCUGUUAGUGCAGAGGGUGCGGCCAGGAAGGUCCGGGCUUUGUGGAUCUCUGAGCGCAGCCCGGGGCGCCACGUGGAGCUGCACGCUGGCUACAUCGGUGUAACUGUGAUUGUUCGCCAGCUGGGACGCUACCUGACGCUAGCAGUGCGGAUCCCAGAGGAGAUGGCUCAGGCCUAUGACGCCACCCAAGACCUUCAACUCUGUCUGAAUGGCUGCCCUAGCAGUGAACGCAUUGACCAGGGGGGGCAUCUUCCCUUGCCACGGUCUCCCCCAGCACUUGGCUUGCAGCUUCAGCAGCUACGUCGGCCUAGUUACUCCUCACAGACGCAACCACAUCCCUUUGGUGUCAAUCAAGUUUUCGGAUUGGAGGGGGCGAAGGAGCGUUGUAAGGAGCAACUGAAAGUGCCAGACAUUUACUUCCACUCUUGUGUGUUUGAUCUCCUGACUACCGGGGAUGUGAACUUCACAGUAGCAGCAUCCUGUGCUCAGAAGGACAUGGAGAGCCUCCACCCACACCGGGACAGGUGGAGAAUCUACCCCCAUGGCUCAGCAGGGAGCAACUUACAAUCCAAGUAUCAUUCUGUCGGCCAGCUUGCCCUGCUCUUGCUGACUGCAGUUUUAAUACUCUGAUGGCAGGGUUUGCUUGUGUGUAGGCUGGGGCAGACCUGUGCACGACAGAGGAAGUUUAUGGAGUUUUUUGCAGAGCACUCCAUCUUCUCCUACAGAGCGGAAACAGCAGGCUGGACAUCUACUGGGACCUUGUUUUAAAAAUGUCAACUGGUCUUUAAGUGUGCACAGGACAGCGUGCGGAGCCUCUGACUUGGAGGAAUUGCAGGACAUACCUGAAAAUGACUAGAAUUCUACUUUCUGAGUGAAUCAACUGUAAAUACUUAUUUUUUCAGUGCACAGUGUAAUGGUGACAUUUUAUUAUGUUUUUGUUGUUAUUCUUUAAUUAAUACCUCAAACCGAGGAUGUAUGUUUAAACAAAAGCACUUUAUUUCAUUUUUUUCACACCACCAAUCAGUGUUUGUUUUUCCUCACUCAUGCACAAAAAGAACCCACCUGUGACAGGAUUAUCAGUAUGUAAGUUUAAUCCCUUGUUCAUUUCAAAGUUGGAGAUUUGACCUGGCAUCUGUUUUUCAAGUCAGUGUCACUGUGAGCUUUACUGUUAAAUGCAUUAGGUAUAGUGUUGCAGCAAAAUGCCUUUAGUACUACUUCGUGGUGACAUGUUUUUUGACCAGUCAGGUCGGCUGAUUUUCCGAUUUUUGCUUUUUUACUGUUUGAUGCAUGUGGCUGUUUCACAUGAGUCACGUUUAGAGGUAUUCCUACAUUUCUUGCCAAAAUUCUGUGACUGUACAGACUUCUAACUUUUGAACUCCCCAUAUUGCUUGUUAUCAUUUGAGCCAAAGACAAAAUAACGUGUGGUUUUUGUGUACAAAUUCAUGAGUCUCGGCUAAACCAACACCUCUUUCUAAAUGACCAGAAACAUACCAAGACAUUGGAAAGGAAAAUGGACCAUUUUCGGGUGAAAUACUUAAUUUCUAAUAUGCUGCAGUAUGAGCUUAAGAUUUGUUUAUGAUAAUUUGAUGCCUUGCAGAAACAUCAAUACUUUCUAAACUCUAGGAUUAUGUAUAGUUACACCCAACCUGUUAGAUCAACUUAGUUUUUUUUUUGCAUUUUUCUCUUUUAGAUUGUGUGUGAUUGUCGUUUUGGUAAAGAGUGAGUGGCUAGUGUUGAAAUACGUAACUUAUUUAUUAACUUAGUGUGCGUAGAAGAAGUUAAGCUCCAUACUCUUGCUGUUGGAUAAUUUAAAGAAAAUGUCAGCUGUGAUUGUACUGCCACCUAGUGGUGCUUUCUUGCUAUGUCAAUGUGUUACUAAAAGUGCUAAAAAAUGCA
Molecule: messenger RNA, 3098 nt
Organism: Oryzias latipes (Japanese medaka)
Lineage: Eukaryota; Metazoa; Chordata; Actinopteri; Beloniformes; Adrianichthyidae
Gene: rgmb
Product: repulsive guidance molecule BMP co-receptor b
Biological process (GO): BMP signaling pathway
Cellular component (GO): plasma membrane
Molecular function (GO): coreceptor activity
Source: RefSeq, a predicted model, not a curated record